Molecule: messenger RNA, 1107 nt
Organism: Ruditapes philippinarum (Manila clam)
Lineage: Eukaryota; Metazoa; Mollusca; Bivalvia; Venerida; Veneridae
Exons: 2
Coding region: 100-450 (116 amino acids)
Source: RefSeq, a predicted model, not a curated record
CAGAACUCAGCUCAAAACUCCGAGUUUAAACUAAGUUGAGAUUUGAGCUCAAAGUGAGAUUAUAAAAACUUCUGAGACCGAUCUCAGUUGAGCACGAAAAUGAGUCGAUUUCGUUAUUUACAUAAGCGGCCCGGAGUACCGGAAGUUUACAGUUCGUCUGCUGUAAAUAUGGAGACGACAGACGUGACAGAAGUUGAAUGUGUUCCCAAGGCGGAUAAAUCAAGGUGGACAGUGGCAGAGGAGUCCACCUUGAUAGAUCUCGUCCUUGGGAACGAGAAUUUAUUGUUUGGUGCCCUUGCGGGCCCAAACAAGGAGAGUAUCCGGAGAUCCCGGCAGAAAUGCUGGGAUGACAUUUGCCAGCAACUGAACAGUCAAUUCAUAAAUUCUAAAAAAGAUGUUGCUGGCAUCAAGAAGAAAUUUUCCAACAUAAAGCAGAGGAGUAAGUAUUGACAGUUUUUAUUUUUAUAUAUUUCAGUAAAUUUUUUUAGCCUUAUUUGUAUUACCAAAUAAAUUAAUUAAAUACUAUAAAUGAUAACACAGUGGAUGAAAAAUUUAGAAGAAAUUUUUUCAUCCACUGUGUUAUCAUUUAUAGUAUUUAAAGUUAGUUUUUCUCUGUUUUUUUAUCCUUUUCAUUAUUAAUUCCUUUUAUUUUUUUAAUGUAUCUAAUUCAAUGUGAUGGGUCAAGCUAAUUUGGUCAUUAAUGAAAUUUGUAUUUUUUAUACCCCCGCACAACGAAGUUGUAAGGGGGGUAUUCUGGAAUCAGCUUGUCCCUCCUGACGUCUCCCGGUCAGGCCGACGAUGGUUUUUCCUUGUCCGCUCAAUAACUUUAGUUUCCUUUGGCCCACAGUCUUCAUAUUUGGCAUGGAGGUUAGUCAUGAUUAGUAGAUGACCCCUAUUUUGAGGUCACCAGGUCAAAGAUCAAAGUCACAGGGGCCUUGACUAAAAAGCUUUUCUGCCAAAUUGAUCAAGAAUGCUUUGGUCAAAAGUCUUCAUAUUUGGUAUUGAGGUUGUUUAUGACUAGUAGAUGAUCCCUGUGUCAAAGGUCGAGGUCAGAGAGAUUUUAACUUUAAUACACUUGUUACUAUAUAUAGUAACACAAUUGCCUAU